This is a messenger RNA of Eucalyptus grandis, 887 nucleotides long. RefSeq lists its product as uncharacterized. Bases 190 to 693 code for a protein of 167 amino acids. NCBI's taxonomy places the organism in Eukaryota, Viridiplantae, Streptophyta, Magnoliopsida, Myrtales, Myrtaceae. The record is from RefSeq and is a predicted model, not a curated record. The transcript has 2 exons.
ACGACCCUCCGUUCUUCACCUCCACUAACGCCCUCCUUCCCCUUCCCCUUCCCCUUCACUUCUCUCUCUCUCUCUCUUCUCUCUCUCUUUCUCUCUCUACUGAAGCUGAAGAAGAAGAAGAAGCAGAAGAGAGAGAAAGAGAAAGAGAGCGCCGGCCGAAGCCGAAGGUUCUUCCGACAGGCGGCGUCCAUGGUGGAAUUCGGGGACGAGCUGGUGGUCCAGAGCUUGAGGAUCCCGUGGCUGAUUUGGAUCCAGCUCCUCGUCAUGCUCCUCCUCCUCCUCCUCCUCUGCUCCCUCACCUCCUCCCCCUCCGACGACCCUUCCUCCGCCGCCGCCGCCGCCGCCGACGCUCCCUCUUCCUCCUCGUCGACGCCGGCGUCGUCUCGCCUCCCUCCCGUGGAGCCGCGCGGAUCUCCUCCUCCUCCUUCUCCUCCUCGCGCCCGCAAGCAGCAGUUCGUCGUCCACGGCGCUCACCAGGUCAGCGAAAGCCAGAGCGUCAAAGGCUUCAUCGCGAUGAGCGCGAGCAGAAGAGUAGCUGUUGAAGAAGAUGAAAUCGAAGGGGAUAACUCGAGUCAUGGCUACAUGGAUCAUCACCCUUGCUCCAUAGUUAGGCUAGCGAGGAUGGCGUUCCUCAAGUGCUUAGGAUUGGAUUUCACUUCAGAGAAUUCUUCCUUUAAAAGACACAGCAGAUGAUGUUGCGUUGGUUGUUGAGUUUUGAUGUCUGUUAACUCAUUGUCCAGGACCAUCUGGACCGUCGCCGACCGCGUGUACAUGAGACUGUAGAUUUGUAAUCAUCACGAAAUUAGUUGUGAUACUAGCUUUUAUCUGUUCAAUGGAUAUUGUAUAUAAGAUGAAUGCAUUGACUAAGGUCCAUGCUUGGGGGAUUU